UUUGCUCUGUAUGUAGUCACUUGUUGAAAUCUCUAGAAAGACAAAUAUUUAGGAAUGGAGGGAGUAACUUAUAAUCUAGCAAAUCUUUGUCAAGAAAGUAGUGAACAUGCUAUGUGCAUUUCCAUCUCAAUGCAACUGACAUCAUAACUUGAUGGCAAAGAUCUGCAUUAAUUUCUCUAGAAAAGAAGAUCUGCAUCAAAUACAGCAGCAAACAAAAGAACAGGCAUGAAACAACCACAGCAAAUGGAAUGAGGCUCUUGAGUGAUUUUAUGUUCCACCAGCAUUGUCAGUGAUAUUGCCAUGUUGACUUCUUGACAAACUCCACAGAGUCAACCCAGCAUUGGACCAUAUUUCCUCGCUCAGCCACUGUAUGAUAGUGCAGGAAUGUGGCUCGGGUGCAAGCUAUUUUAAUUCAUAUAGCUGGAAUUUUGUGGAUAGGUUUGGUUUGCGUUACCAGAAGGCCGUUCCAGGGCAAAGAGCUUCCAGUUUUUAUUUGAUGUGUUAAUUCUAUGUGGGGCACGGCUAAAUAGCAGUCGCCCGUUAGAAAAGAGCAGUACGGUCACUUGAAGGACAGAACGAGCAGGCGACACGCUCCAACCUGGUUUUUCCCCCCUUUUUUUCUCCCUUCCGUUUCCAAUCGACGGAGGCAUCGUGAUCUCCGGGGCAUCAAACAUGAAAAAUCUUGGACUUUCAGAAAAGAGGAUUUUCAGAAUUUUAGGUCAACGUUCAAACAUUUUGUUCAAACUUUUGCAAAGAAGACUUCCACAAUUUUUUGGUGAAACUUAUAGAAAGUGGACUUCCACAAAAAAAACUUUUCAAAAACGGACUUCCACAAAUUUUUGGGUGAACUUUCGGAAACACACACACAAAACUUUCAUAACAUCAGAAAAUCUUAGGCCCAACUUUCAGAAAAUCUGGGGAAGCUUUCAAAAAAUUCAAAAAUAAAAACUUCAAACAAAUUAGCCUUAGUGGAUGCGGCAGCCCACUUUGCCACUGCGGAAUCCGGUAGCCACGGGGACCUGGCCGGUGGUCGGAUCCGGCUGAGCCCACCACGGGAGCGCCAGGAUUCGUCUGUCAUGGCCCAUCACCAAGGGUACUAUCGUGCCCCGCAACCGUGGGCUUUCUGGUUCGCUGUCGGGGAGUCCAGAUGUGCCAUGAAGGAUCCUUGGACACAACGGCACUGUGGCUUGCCAGCUGUCGCAGGUGGAGUGCUAGCCAUAGCCUAGUGUGGCGGUGCCACAUGUAGCCAGUGCAGGGUAGCGACCGUUGAAGUGUAUAUGUGGAUUGCCUAGCCCUUUCCAUCAGUUCGGACUUUUGGUUGUGUUGACUAGUGCAUGAAGCUUGACAUGGUGUCAGAGUCUAAGGUCUUGAGUUCAAGUCCUGGUUUUUGCAAGUCAUCCAAAAAUUGUUGUUGUCCCCUCUGUGUCUACAUAUAGGCCUCUUGAGCCAUACCUCAGAGGGGGUGUUGAAGUGUAUGUGUGGAUUGCCUAGCUCUCUCUCCAUCUCACACGACAUUGAAAAUAAGCCACUAGAGCUACUAGAGAAGGCUAUAGAGCUGAGAGGAUAAGAAGCAUGUGGAAGGGAUAAGCGGAAUAAGUGGAUGAGAAAAAGGGAAGGGAAAAAGAUAAGGUGGUGAGCAAGGUCGUUCUAUGUGUGGUUCUUAGAUCAGAACCAAGUGAGCAAAUGCAGCGAAUUCGUCAAACCAGAUUCCUUCAUUUAAGUACACAAAUGAGAAAAGUAACCUACACCAAACAGUCAUGAAAAUGAAAGGCAGGGAAUAAGCACACAAGGGUUAGGCGGAUCAGCACACACUGUGCACCCCAUCUCAGUCUGAAUGACAUGCUCUACAGUUGGGCGUGAUACACAUACUCACUUUUGAAGAGUUAUCCGCCUGUAAAAUCGCAGCAAGUAGAUAAUAGGAUAAGAGGGUGGAAAGCCUAAAGCGUGAUGCAGCAUGGUCAUUUUCAUCACAAUUUUUUCUGUUCCUCUAUUUAUUAACAGAGAUUUCCAUGCAAAAGUUACAAUUUCUGACCAUUAUAAUAAGGAAAUGAUAGAAGACUUUAGAGUAUAUGUAAUGCAGUGAAAGUAAGUCAAGGGAAGAUGAACGACGACAUACCAAUUGAUCAAAAGUCUCCUGUGUUGUUGGCUGGUGGUUUGAGCUCACCGAUCUUGGAAAAUUAUAGGAGAUGUAUGUUACAUGCACACACACAGAAAAACUUAGGCAUUUCCAGUGCUGCCUAUGGCAAGAGGAAGGAAAUAAAUGUGCUCAAAGCCAGCAUGGUACACUGAAUAUUAUUUUUAAGGAUGUACACUAAAACUUGCUAACACCCUAUACUAUAAUUCAUAGUCAUGGUUGGAAGUUGGGACAUGUUUUUCAGUGAUGUAUCCUUGGCAGCCAUGCCAUUCACACCAGCACAUGUGAGCUACUAGCAGUGAAGGAUGCUAAGAGAAUCCCUCACAAAGGGUGGACAAUGGGCCAAAGACAACCCUGAUGUGUUCUUAUAAUUCAAACUGGCAUGACCCUACUGCAAAUCAGUCACACUGAACUUCAUAUAUUAUCUAUUAAAUCUAGGCGCAAAACAAAGCAGUGUGCCACAUCAUGACAUUCAUCCGUCGUAAUCCUAUUCCAAAUUUCCAAUCCAACGAACCAAUUGUAGAGAAAAAGGCUCUCAGUAGAGUGUUCAUCACAUCACAUUUAUAUGAAACAAUAGAGCUUGGUAAUAAUCUUUCCACACUAAAUUGCAAACAGAGAACAGAAUUACCACAACAGCACGCAGGCACAAUCAUGGUAACAUAUAUGUAGUCCAUAGUUAUGCCACUUAGAAAAACGGUUACUGUUUUCUAUUAGCUGUAUGCAUAGGAACUACAUGUAGGGAAAGAUUAUCAGAGUGCUACUGUCUAUGAUGAGCAUAGCUUGUAUAGAAAUUAAGAUAGUAUAGUCCUGUAAGCUUUUCUGGAACUGAAUAUAUUCUGUACUCCAAUACAUCCAGUAUAAGUUUGUUGACAGGCUUGAGUCUGUUUCAAAAGAUCUGAUGGACAAGAUUUGCUCAAUUAUUUAUAGUAUUCACUAUGUUCAUAUAUGAAGCAAGUCGGCUAAGACUUCUGAACUUAUUAUGCAGCAGCCAAGAUGAUUAUGUACUCAGAUUAUGAAGCCACCAUGCAACAGUACCCACCUUGGCCAUCCUAUCUCAAAAUAGUAACACAGUAUUAGCCGUCCACAAUCAACAGGAGUAUAUUUGGUAAAUUUCAACUGUACUAACCACCCAACAUCAAACUAUAAAUCAUCGGUAACAUGCUUAAGCUCAAGCCUUUUUUCUAACCACAAUCAACAGGAGUAUAUUUGGUAAAUUUCAACUGUACUAACCACCCAACAUCAAACUAUGAAUCAUCGGUAACAUGCUUAAGCUCAAGCCUUUUUUCUAACAACAAGCUCUAAGUUUGUCUGUAAAUUAAGCUCAAGUCUUUCAGCGAAGUUAUUUCAAGACUUGGAUCCAUAAGAACAAGUCAUUUCAAGACUAGCCUGCAAUAACGCAAGCUAACAGCUAAUUAACUGGACUUCCAGUCACAGAUAGUCGAGUCAUGGAAGAGAUAGGUUAGAGAUUUAACAAACCAAACCAUAUGAAUAACUGCAGCGAAGAAAAUGCAGAAGAUGCCAGUAAAUGCACUUCCUAGGCUGAACAUCACCUUAGAUAUUUGCAGAUCUAUAUGGUCCCACUGAAACUAUCUAGUGACAUGGCAGGGUGCUUUAAAACUUUUCUCGUGUAUCUUCCGCUUCCUGCCUCUUGAUGAGGUUCCAAAAGGUAGAACAGCUAAGGGGAGUACGAACGAAUGGCACAAAACCUCAGACUUUGGAAUCCAGAGACCCCUUUUGCAAAAGAUGUGCACAAAGAGAGCAAGGAGCAUCUCCCACCCUUUGCCUGCUUUUGUUAUACCACAAUGCCUUCUAAUUCUCCUAUCUUUGGGUUUAUUCCAGUAAUCUAGUUCAAGAAACAGGCAGUUCCUUUUAUACAAAAUCUGUACGAUUUGCUUCAGAAAAUUCUUAGUGUGCCUAUAAUUACGAAUUCAUUAGGAAAAGAUGAAUACACAUGCAUCCCUAAAAUGGAAACUAGCUAAAAUACAACAUAAAGUGUAACCCCUUAUACAUUAGUAAGUCUCCAAACUGGGUCUCUCAAAUGUUUUGACUCCUGCUCAAUUAGAUGAUUCCAAAUUACGUGAAAGUUGUUACCCUUUUAUUCUCUACCUGUGCCAAAUUCCAACGAAUAAUUGACAAAAAAUGAUGUAGUAUUUGAGAAUUGGCAUCGAGACAAGCAGCGUAGCAGCAACAUCCGCGUGCAACCACAAGAUGCACAGCGGCAUUCAUCGCCCCCACAAAUGACACCACCUGUCACUCACUGGAUUCCACUGCCACCCUCCUAUUAGUACUCCUCACUGAAAUUCCAACACUGACUGCUUCUGCUCACUCCCAAGUAAGUUCAAGAAAAGGAUCAAAGGCCACGGGAGAAGAGGAACAUGAGAAGAUAUGUAUUCUCCUGAAUAGGACACACUAGAGACUAGCCAGAGUCUUCGGUAAGACCCCUCCACCUACAAGUUGCAAGAUUUAUAUGUUCAUGAAUUGCAAUUUCAACAGCAACCUUUUGGAGAACGAAGCUGGAAGGAUAAGUUUUCCAUGGGCCAGGCCAUGCGAUGGAUGCCAUGCAGCACCAAGCGCAGUAUACUGCUGUGCUGAUGCUGCAUAUCUCUGUGCAUCUUGUGACACACAGGUUCAUUCUGCUAACCGUGUGGCAUCACGCCAUGAGCGUGUGCGUGUCUGCGAAACCUGUGAGAGUGCACCAGCGGUGCUGGCAUGCCAUGCAGAUGCAGCAGCACUAUGUACCGCCUGUGAUGCACAGGUGCACUCUGCCAACCCAAUUGCUCAGAGGCACCAACGAGUGCCUGUGCUGCCACUCCCAGCUGUUGCCAUUCCAGCUGCCUCUGGCUUCGCGGAGGCAGAAGCUUCUGUCACUGCCCAUGGCGAUAAGGAAGAGGGAGAGGAAGUGGACUCUUGGCGCCUCAGAAGAAAUUCUGAUGACAACAAUUGUGCCAACAAGAUAGAUCGAUACUACAACCUUGUCGGAUACAAUAUGUAUUACAACAACAUCACUUGUGACCCAAGACCAGAAGAACAAUACAGAAUGCAAGAACAGCAUGUGCAGAACAGGUACAUCGAGAAGCAAGGGUGUGAGUGUGUAGUACCUCCACAAGUCGUCAUGGCAAGUGAGCAGCAAGAGAGCGAUUAUGGAACUAGAGGAGCAGGGCAGGCUGCCUCCGUUACCGCUAUCACCAGUACCUACACAGCUUCCAUCAGCAAUGACGUAUCUUUCUCAUCAAUGGAGGUGGGUAUAAUACCAGACAACACCAGACCAGAUAUCUCAAACAGCAACAUCCUGACUGGCAGUGAAGCCAUGGAGCUCUCAGGCCAUUCACUUCAGAUGCCAGUGCACUUCAGCUCCAUGGACAGAGAGGCCAGGGUCCUCAGGUACAAGGAGAAGAAGCAGACAAGGAAGUUUCAGAAAACCAUAAGGUAUGCAACAAGGAAAGCUUAUGCAGAAGCACGACCACGGAUCAAGGGUCGAUUCGCUAAAAGAUCAGAUAUAGAGCAUGAGGAGGACCACAUGCUGUCACCACCAGCCCUACCAGAUACUAGUAGCUAUAAUACUGUUCCAUGGUUCUGAUGUAAUGAGAUAACAAAAAAUGUGUUGACAGACACAUGGAAUGAUGGACACCGUAAUCAUAUGGUUCAAUGCAUUGUGCAAGUGUCCAAAAUCUCUUGUAAAUCAUUUAAGUUUGCUCUGAGACCAUAUGAAGACAAAUCAUUGUGUGGUCCAACGUAAAUGUGAAGUGUGACAUAAGAGAAAACAUCUAACAACAAUUCAAGUAUUUCACGCGAUUAUCAAGAGUAGCAACAAAGGUUGGGACUUCUACUGUUAGUAGCAUUUUUACAUGUCAAGAUGAACAACUCUGCUUUGCCUUGGGUAAACAACAUGGAGCAUAGUAGUUAUUAAUAACAUAACAU
Molecule: messenger RNA, 6052 nt
Organism: Triticum urartu
Lineage: Eukaryota; Viridiplantae; Streptophyta; Magnoliopsida; Poales; Poaceae
Product: zinc finger protein HD1-like
Biological process (GO): regulation of flower development
Cellular component (GO): nucleus
Molecular function (GO): zinc ion binding; DNA-binding transcription factor activity; protein binding
Source: RefSeq, a predicted model, not a curated record